AUCCCUCAUAAUUUUAAGUCUGUGCCACCCCGACGCCCCGUCACUCGUCAAACCCAAUUUAGAUCGGUAACGGACUCACCCAAGUGAGACGCCCGGUUUACGUUGGUUAGGCGCGAAACCCGUAACUAGGGUACUGACUCGCCCCGGGUUAGUCUUAACUAAGUCUUGGUCAUAAGGAUGAGAGACUUAGGGCACUGCGGUAGGAUCAAUAAAUAAAAUCAGAUCAUCCAACCAGAGUUGUAAAUUGUUACAAUUGGAAUUUAUUCCUACCAGAAAUAGUUUAACUGUAGGGCAAGAUGCAAAACACAACUAUAGUUAAAUGAAAUAUGGAUCUGGCCCAAUUAAGAAUUUUAUUUAAAAGAAUCUACCAAACCAAGAGUUGUAAUAACGAUUGCAAUUGGAAUGAAUUCCUACCUAAAUAAUUUAACUGUAGGGCAAGAUGCAAAGCACAACUAUAGUUAAAUAAAAUAUGGAUCUUGGCCCGCUAGGGUAUUCUUCAAAUAGAAACCCCAAGUCAAUAGGUUCCGUACCUGAGGGUAGUUGACUUGUUAGAAAUAGUCGGAGAGUAUUUAAUAAAGACCUAUUAGAUACUUAAUUCAUGAUAAUAACUAUCUUCGCAAAAUUCUGUAGUUGGCAAACAACAACACAAACAACCUCGCCCUGCGUUCCAUUCUGGAUAAAGAUAAAUUGAACGGAACAAACUUUGUUGACUGGCAACGCAAUCUCUCCAUUGUUCUCCGCAUGGAUGAGAAAGAGUAUGUGCUCGAAAAGCCCAUUCCUCCUGCCCCUCCCCCUAACGCCCCGAAAGCGGUCAAAGAUGCCUACGAGAAACACGUUAAGGAUGACAACCAGGUUAGCUGUGUCAUGCUGGCUACCAUGAUAACCGAGCUGCAAAAACUGCACGAGGACAUGAAGGCCCACGAGAUGAUCGUGGCCUUGCGGCAGCUAUACCAGGGGCAAUCUAGGCAUGAACGUUUUCUCGUGAGUAAGGCUCUCUUUAGUUGCAAACUCCCUUCAGGGAACUGGGUCGGUCCGCACGUUCUCAAAAUGAUUGGUUACAUAACCAAUCUGGAGAAACUCGGGUUCUCCUUGCAGAAGGAGCUGGCAACGGACCUGAUCCUGCAGUCGCUCCCUGAGCUGUAUAAGGGUUUUGUCAUGAACUACAUGAUGCAUGAUCUAGACAAACCCUUUCGGGAGCUUCUUAAAAUGCUCCAGACUGCAGAGGAGAACCUUACUUAGGGCAAGGGUGCUUCCGUCCUUAUGGUCCAAGGCGGAAAGGGGAAGCCGAAUAAGGGGAUUAAGAUUAAGGCUAGGACGGUCGGAAAGCCUAAAUCGAAGUCCACUUUAUCUGCAACCCAGAAACCCAUAGGAGAAGUUGCAAAGGGCAAAUGUCAUCACUGUGGUAAGGCAGGCCACUGGAGAAGAAACUGCAAGACAUACC
This is a messenger RNA of Cuscuta campestris, 1441 nucleotides long. The record is from the annotation of a GenBank genome assembly. Lineage: Eukaryota; Viridiplantae; Streptophyta; Magnoliopsida; Solanales; Convolvulaceae.